Messenger RNA from Mustela lutreola (European mink), 2933 nucleotides. RefSeq names its product C-C motif chemokine ligand 27 (gene CCL27). The transcript has 5 exons. Gene Ontology annotation, cellular component: extracellular region. The record is from RefSeq and is a predicted model, not a curated record. Bases 2428 to 2913 code for a protein of 161 amino acids. Gene Ontology annotation, molecular function: chemokine activity. NCBI's taxonomy places the organism in Eukaryota, Metazoa, Chordata, Mammalia, Carnivora, Mustelidae. Gene Ontology annotation, biological process: positive regulation of T cell chemotaxis; immune response.
ACGAGGUGGCGCUGGAGGCGGAGGAGGAGAUCUACUGGGGUUGCUUCUACUUUUUUCCCUGGCUGCGCAUGUGGCGGAGGGACAGGAGACAGGACUUGGCCAGGUGUCUGGAGAAUCUUCUUCUGAGAGUGAAUCUAAACUACUGUAAGCCCAGAGUUGUAGGAAGUGGGCUGUGAGAGGAGAAGAUUCCUAGACGCCGACUCCCUCAGCCUGCCACAGGGGAGUGACUUGGGAUGGUUGGAGAUCUUUCCUACAAUUAAUACAGCAACUUCUGGCUCCCCCAGUGUUUCCCAGGUUAAAGAUACUUGGCAUCAGUUCUUGCUCUAUCCCUAGGAGAACCCAAAGGCCACAGCUCCCUGCCACCCUUGUCUUGUCACCUAGUUGACCUGAGACUCUCUAGCUCCUGAAGUGCUGAGGGUGAGGGACUCCUAGUGGGCCUGCUUUCAGUUAGGGAGGAGACCCAGCACCAGAAAAGGUACAGGGAAGAUUAAGAAAAGAGACGGCCCAAUUUAUGGGGCAAAGCUAACUUUCAGCCUGGGGCUCCCCCCCUCACAGCAGACUGUGGCUAGGGAGAAGACUUGGCCCUAUCUUUGGAAGAGCCAAAGGGGAGAGAUGGGUGCAUACCUGGAAGAAUUUAUUUCUUGUCUUCCCAGGUAUCUGGAUCAAUUGGUCCAGGAAAGACCACAAAGUAUGUGGCAGACAACCAGCUGAUGGAGAUCUGGGAUAAGUAAAUGGCCUCCCAAGAGCUGCACCCAAGCUCUGGGGCACAAGUCCAGACUGGAGGGUGGGAGAGACUCCAAGGCCUCUAGGUACUAGCAGUUCAAGAUGAGUGACCUCUGGGUUGUGGCCACCUUCAAGAACGGACCCAAGUUCCUGAGCCAUUUCUUCAGAACUUCUACAUCAGGAACCCUGUCAGAAGUGGAGUGCCCUGUCCAGCCCUGGGCCAACACCUCACCAGGACACUGUCAGAAUUCCCGAGUAUCCAUAAGACAAACUCCAGGAAAGGGCCUUCAGGCCUUACCCUGGACAGGAAGGAGGAGAAGCUCGAGCUGGUCAGCAUGGCACGGGGACUAGUUCUUACUCUUGGAACGGAUGGUUCCUCCCACUUGUUUCAGCAGCCCUGCAGCAGCAAGAUGCCCAGGAUAGGUUUGCGUCCCUAUCCCGGGAGAAGGCCUGCCCCUUAGAGGAGAGUUGGCCACAGAGCAGAAGGCUGCAGAAGGCACCCUUACAACAACCAGAUAAGGUCUGGAUUACUAGGUUAUGACUCAGUUUAUGUUUCAAAAAGAAAGCAGGACUUGAGGAUUGAAAUCCCCAGACCAGGAGUGGGAAAUUCAAGGUGCCAGAGGCAUUAAACUUAGCAGCUUGUCCCCACCACAGGCAGUCCCUGGCUUCCUGGAAAGGACAAGAGGAGGAGGAGGACUUUUGCUUUAGGGGGUAAGGGGAAGAAGGGAGUGGAGGCUGGAAAUGCAAUUAGGAGACAAGAGACAGGAAGGAGAGGAGAAGUUAGGGUUUUAGCAAGAUGAUGGGAUGCAGGGAUGCAAAAUGUAUAAGGUUUGGGGGGGGGGUGAAUUACUGGAUCUGGGUGGGCAGCAGGGAGAGGCUGGAAUUUGAAUAGAACAAAAGAGAAGUAAUUGAGCUCUUGAGUCUGAUGUCUCAAUAAGCCAGGACUGAGUCUGGAACCCCCAGGACCCUGCUGGUAAGAGGCUGCUAUUUGUGGGACAAGACCAGGCAAAAAUAGGAUGGUAAGAUUUCUUGGGUCUUUUUCUUGUUUGACAGCAGCAAUCUGGCACCAAAGAACUUUAUCUUCUCUUCUCUUUCCGCCUUAUCCACCCCAUCCUUCUGCCCUGUCUCAUCUCCCUGGGUAAAGCAGCCCUCACCUUAGCAUCCCAAAGGUACCCCAGUAGCACCCAGCUCCUCACUCUGGAUGUGACUGUCCCAGCCAAGACUCAUCCUCAGCCAGCAGAGCUUGCUUUAAGGAUCCAUACCCAUCAAUUUUUCCUGAUAAGACAGGCAGGCUAGGGCAGGAAGGAGAGAGGGGAAGAUGAAGGCAAGUUGGUGCUGGCCUGCCAUCUGCUCCCACCCCACCCACAAUCCCUAUGAGAAUUUGUGUGUGAUUGAAUGAUUGUGAAGACACAACUAUGUGGGAGUGGGACUUUGAGUACAACUGGGGCUAUGUGAUUCUGUCUCUGGACAUAAGGUUGACUGAGUGAUUGAGGUGUGACUAUGACUGUGGGUUUGUGAGUGUGAAUGUCCAUCCCUGAACAUGUGGAUACUUAGGUGCCCUUAUUCAGUCACUGUACCAUCAGUCUUCACAUCAGCCACUACCCCUCUCUCCAGCUUCUCUGUCCAGGGCUUAGAAGCCAAGCGAAAUGGCAGCCCUGGAAGAGGAAGGGGUCUGUGGCAAUUAGGGCCCAGGAAUGUCACAGGAUGAGCAAUACAUCUUCAUCUGCCUCUGACUCACCUGGUGCCCCAGGUAAAAGGCACCAGAUAAAAGGUAGGGGAGAAGGAGGAGGAGAGAGAGAAGUACCCAGGCUGAGCAGCAUGAAGGGGCCCUCAUCCACAAGCAGCGUCCUGCUGCUGCUGCUGCUGUUGCUGCUGCUGAGCCCAGACCCUGGAGCAGCACUGCCACUGCCAACCAGCAUUACCUGCUGUACUCAGCUCUACCGCCAGCCACUCUCGAACAAGCUACUGAGGAGGGUCAUCCGGGUGGAAGUGCAGGAAGCUGAUGGGGACUGUCACCUCCAGGCCUUUGUGCUUCACCUGUCUCGACGCAGUGUCUGCAUCCACCCUCAGAACCGCAGCCUGGCUCGGUGGUUCGAGCGCCAAGGGAGGAGGCUCCAGGGGACUCUGCCUAACCUGAAUUUGGGGCUGAUAGGGAAAAUGGGCCAGGGGCCCCAGGAGCUGGAACAAUAAAGCAGCACUGGAUAACAGUC